Molecule: messenger RNA, 1184 nt
Organism: Gekko japonicus
Lineage: Eukaryota; Metazoa; Chordata; Lepidosauria; Squamata; Gekkonidae
Product: retinol dehydrogenase 7-like
Exons: 5
Coding region: 28-1038 (336 amino acids)
Source: RefSeq, a predicted model, not a curated record
GAAGGGAAAGAAGAAUACUGCAGAUCAAUGAUUGGCUACGUAGAUGGUAUCAUCUGGAAAGCUGUAGCGAGCUUGGCCAUGUACCACUACUUGGCAGCCAUCCUGGUGGGCCUCUAUCUCCUGUUCCGAUGGCAUCGUGACAAGCAGAGCAUAAGCAACUUGACAGAGAAGUACGUCUUCAUAACGGGCUGCUGCUCUGGGUUCGGGAACCUCCUGGCCAGACAGCUGGAUGCUCGGGGAUUUCGUGUGUUGGCAGCUUGUUUCACACCUGAGGGAGCGGAGAAGCUAAAGGAGAAUGCGUCGGAACGACUGCAAACCACCAUCUUGGAUGUCCGCAGCACGGAAAGUGUGGCCAGAGCCACAGAAUGGGUUAAAAGCCAGGUUGGCGACAAAGGGCUCUGGGGGUUGGUGAACAACGCAGGCAUCUCCGUUCCGUCUGGUCCCAAUGAGUGGAUGACCAAGGAAGACUUCAAGAAGGUUACAGACGUCAACUUUUUGGGGAUGGUGGAUGUGACGAUACACAUGAUGCCUUUGCUAAGAAAAGCCAAAGGGAGGGUAGUCAACGUAUCCAGCUUCCUGGGGCGGGUCGCCGUCUUUGGAGGCGGCUACUGCCCUUCAAAAUUCGCAGUCGAGGGCUUCUCUGACUGUCUCAGACGUGAGAGUGCAUGCUUUGGAUUGAAGGUCUCCAUUAUAGAGCCAGGCUUCUUCAAAACUGCUGUCACUGAUGAAAAGAUCUUGAUCAACAACUUCAAGAGCCUUUGGGAACGGCUCCCAGAUGAAACCAAGAGAGUGUAUGGGGAAUCUUUCCUAGAGGGAACAGGUUAUAAAAUGGUCAGAAUAAUGCAAAUGGUCAGCAGUACCGACCUCUCGCUGGUGACCGACUGCAUGGAGCAUGCACUGACUGCUGUUCACCCUCGCACCCGCUACUCCGCUGGAUGGGACGCCAAGUUCUUUUACAUCCCUCUGAGCUACUUUCCGGCAUGGGUAGCAGACCGGGUGAUCACCUUAUUUAACCCAAAACCACAGCAGUGCAAGUAGAGGCGUGAGAGCAUUCUAUGUAAACUGUAGCAUUGGCAAAGGGGCUACAAAUCUCAUUGGUGUGAUGCUCUAGAAACAUUGCCAGCAUUUGGAGAAACUUAUUGUUUUAAAGACUUUCAUUGAGGAAAGUGGUAUGUGUGUAUAUA